Effrenium voratum is the source of this 1476-nucleotide messenger RNA. NCBI's taxonomy places the organism in Eukaryota, Dinophyceae, Suessiales, Symbiodiniaceae. The record is from the annotation of a GenBank genome assembly.
AUGGUUGCGCCGGGCGGGAAGCUGGACCUGUGGAACCAGGAGUACCCCUUCGCCAAGGUCGAGCCUUGCGACUUCGUCGCAGAGGUGAAUGGCGAGACCGGGAUCCAGGCCAUGAUGCGUGAGCUCUCCAAGCGCUCGGCGGUACGCCUGCGGAUCCUGCGCUUCCCGUCGCCCUUCACGGUGAAGCAGUGGGGAUUGUUCACGGUGCUUUUGGGGUUCCGUAUCCGCAGCUGGUCGCUGGUCACGUCGGGCAUCAGGGCAGAGCGGGACCCGUUAAAGAAGAAGACAGUCAUGGUCCAUUUGGGAGGGGGCAUCGGUGACGGCCGGGCGCUAGGGGGCAUGAAGUUUGCGGUGCUGGUGGAGCUGGUGGAGGUGACACUGGAAAGCACCGAGAGGGCCUGGCGCCUAGAGAAGUUUCAGACGGGCCGCUGUCUCGAUGGUGGUGCCAGUGGUGGCUUCGUGCCCAUCGACAUCCAAUGCAUCAAAUCUGAUGCCGCCUUGGGCCCUCAAGUGGCCUAUCUGCAAUCUUGGGCUGAUACCUCUGCCAGGUAUCACCCACCCAUGAACAACCGAGAUCGCGGCUUGGUGAUCAAGGUACUGGACAGCCGCAUGGACGAGCACAACAAGACUUCCGUGAGGCGGAAGAACUUCCACCACGUGGUGAUGAAUGGGAUGGUCAUCGAGGGUGCCUGGUUUUAUGUUAACUUGUGGCGAGCGCACGUGGCUGGUGUCAACGACGUGGAGGGCGCGGGCCAGAAGCUCCAGCGAGCGCUCCUGGAGGCGCCGCGUGAGGGGCGAGGGGGCCGGCGAGGUUUUGCAAAAGGCAUGGUGCAAACUGAAGAUGACCUUGCGAUGCGGCAGAUGGGGUGGCCGGCAGACGAGGCGUCGGGGGACGACCGGGGCCGCUCGCCCCGGGGCGCGGGGGGCUUCGCCACCCGCGCCGCGGAGUUCGCGGAGCGGCGCCUGGCCGAGGGCCGCGAGCCCGAGUUCGGGCGCCGCGGCUCCCGCAAGCCUUGGCAGGGCCAGGCCUUCGGCGCAGCGCCUCCAGAAGCUCGCCCGGAGCUGGAGCUGGACGGGGGGCGGCGCGACAAAGUCUCCGAGCUACGGGACUACUCCUCCCGGCUCUGGCGCGACGGUGCGCCCGGAAAGCCGCAGCCCGGCGCUUCAAAGGACGCGCGGGAGGCGGCGCGGGAAGCAGCGCGCGAUGCGGCCGAGGCCAAGGAGCUUGCUCUGCUGACGGGCGGCCGGCCCAGCCUUUUGAAGCAAGAUGCGGCUGGCAAGCAAGCCAUCGUGUCAGAGGAGCAGGAAAAGAAAAAGGACAAGACAGGUAAGAGGGACAAGAAGGACAAAAAGGACAAGAAGUCCAAGAAGGACAAGAAAGCCAAGAAGGUCAAAAAAGACAAGAAAGAGAAGAAGAAGAAGCACAAGAAGGAGAAAGGCAAGAAGGACAGCAGUAGCAGCAGCAGUUCUUCCUGA